Molecule: messenger RNA, 834 nt
Organism: Phytophthora sojae
Lineage: Eukaryota; Oomycota; Peronosporomycetes; Peronosporales; Peronosporaceae
Exons: 2
Biological process (GO): proteolysis
Molecular function (GO): aspartic-type endopeptidase activity
Source: RefSeq, a predicted model, not a curated record
GGAGAGCGCUACGGAUGGUGGGAAAACAAUGAUCCUGACCCAAAGAAACGUGAUGUGGCGAUGGUGCAUGGUGCUGUGAACGACUGCCGGACGAGAGUCCUCCUGGAUACCGGUGCGACUGUGAAUAUUGUUAGCUUCGACUUAGCGCGUAAGCUCGGACUCACACUCAAGUCGCACAAGCAAACCAAGGUGUCUGGCAUAGGAGGCGUUCCCACGUACAUCGGUGCCAGUGCUCAGGUGAAGAUUACUCUCGGUUCGAGGGUGAUAUAUCUCCUGGAUGUCUGGAUUGCUAACAUCGGCGAAGGGAUCGAAGUGCUUCUGGGUAUGAGUUUCAUGUUUGCAGCUGGAGUCAGGAUCAGUGUUCGCGAAGGUCUCGUGACACUUCCGGAUGAAGAGGCGAUCAUGAUGUGUGGAUGGACUCCAGAGGAUCGCCUGGGUGUCGACAUGCCCGUGGAAACCACAGGUAGUUGGUACCUGGCCCCUGGGGAAUCCAAGCGUGAGGUUGUGUGGGCAGGACGAGGUGACCACUGGGUAACGCACCUGAUUUACGCUGCGAGAUCCUGGCCGGUCGCCGUGAAGGUGGUCAACAUCUCGGACAAGGACCUCUGGAUUCACAACAGAACGCCAGUCGCCCGAAUUGUGGAGUACGGCUUCUUCCCACGUGCCGGACGCUUUGCGCGCCCUGGUUCGUUUGCGUAUCAGGAGUGGCAGACGCUUAUUCUGGAGAGUGUUCAGUCGCAUGAGGGCAGACUUCGGGCGGAACGCCUGGCUGCGCUUGAGCCAUCCUGUGUCGAGACCCCAGAGUAUCAGUGGCCUACGAAGAUUCUGCGGCGA